Messenger RNA from Closterium sp. NIES-67, 4227 nucleotides. NCBI's taxonomy places the organism in Eukaryota, Viridiplantae, Streptophyta, Zygnematophyceae, Desmidiales, Closteriaceae. The record is from the annotation of a GenBank genome assembly.
CGACCAAUCGUGACGCCUGCGGCAUUCAGUCAUAUUCGUCUGUACAGUACAGCAGAUCCGCGACUCGGCUCUUGUUCUCCUCCUCCGCAAGACCAAGCCUUCCUUCCUACCUUCGCCGCAUUCGCAAUCAGCUCCUGGACUUCUCUCCUCCGCUUCAAUUCCGUGCACCAACGCAGCCUUUUCGUAACUCUCAACUCAGCUCUCGACGCCGAUAGCCUGUCGUAAAAGCUUCUAGUGAAAACCGAAUGUAAGCUCCUCCCCGUCACUCACCUUACCUCCCGCCAUCGGCCGUUCCUUUUUAGAAACAGCAGUACCAGUGUCUGAGCCCUGCCUGAGCCCUGUCGAUUAUCAGGCAGCGGAAACCCAGUCGUGCGACUGUCUGGUAACAAACCUAGUCCACCGUCGCGGUGACGUUGCAUCUCUUCGCGAAGCCUUUCAGCCGCACGUUCCCACUCGUCGCGGCGAGCCUAAAAACCGCUGCCCACUCUCAACGAGGAGAUUGCCGCUCGUCACUACUACUACUACUAGUAACCUCGCGCAAUGAAGGACAAGUGGGCUGUGCAGAUCCCGCGGGGGAAGGUCAAACAGCCCUUCCGAGGCGCAGCUCGCUCCAACCCACUCCACGUCAGCGGCGGCGGCGGCGGCGGAAAGGCAUCCGCGAACGACCGCCGGAUGUGGGAGGACGAGCGGAAGCGCCUGGUGCGCGUUCCCCGGCGCGCGACAUACGGAGACGACGACUAUGACGAUUCCGACGAGGAGGAGAACGAAGAUGAAGAGCUCGGGUACGGCGGCAAUGGCCGGGGACGCGGUGGCUAUGGCAGAGUUUCGGGCGGCGGCAAGGGCGGAAAGGACGUGGAUGAUGAUGAUGACGAGGAGGGGUGCCUGUGGUGCUGCUGCUCGUGCCUCAAGUGGCAGCGCGUGUGCGGCGUGCUGUUCGGCCUGGUCAUUCUCGCCGCACUGCUCUACGCGCUGCUCGACGCCAGUGACCUGCUCCCGCGGCAGUGCGGCGACAACUGUCCGCCCCGCAUCCACGGCCUCGGCCCGCUGUACCAGCGCGCCAUGGACGCGGCGCAGGGGGUGGCGCUUCCGAAUAGCGCGGAGAGCGGCGGAGGCGGAGGCGGAAGCGGUGCGGGAGGAGUAGGACCAGGAGCAGCAGCAGAUCCUGCUUUGACUCCUGACGCUCAGCAGUAUCAGCAGCCACGGUUUCAACCCGACCCGCUGCAGUAUCAGCAGCAGCAGCAACAGCAACAGCAGCAGCAGCAGCAGGAAGAGCAGCAACAGCCGCAGCAGCAGCAGCAGCAGGAGGAGGAGGAGGAGGAGCAGCAGCCGCAGCAGCAUCAGCAGGACCAACUGGAGGAGCAAAUGGAUCCGCAGCUGCAGCAGGCGAUGCUGCACUACGAGCCGCAAGACAGCCCGCUGCUUGUCCCUCAAACGCAACCGGCGCAGCAGCAGCAGCAGCAGUCAGAACAGCCUCCAGAGCUGCCGCAGGAGCCGCCGCUAAACAUGCCGUUCACGCCGCCGCAGAAGCCGCCGCAGGAACCGCCGCAGAACCCGCCGCAAGAGCCAUACGAUUCCUCCGCGGCCCAGCUCGGUGCGGCGCCCCCGCACGACAUGCCCGACUGGUCGGCUGCGGCCGGCCAGGAGGCGGAAGCGCAAUCUGAAACACCCAUGGGGAAUGGGGGCGAUGGGGAAUAUGCGCGGACGGAGCAGCUGCAAGCGGAAGCGCAGCAGGUGCGCGCGGCGGAGGAGCAGCAGCCACCUGCGGCGGAGUGGGCGCGCCAGGCUUCCGCCCAAGGCGGCGCAGGGUCGUGGGGAGCGGACGACGGGGCGGUAGAUGCGGCGGCGGAGAUGCGCGGAACGGCGGGAGAGGAGGUGGGUGGGAACGCGGGGCAGUCACCAGCGUACAACACUGGCGCGGGGAACGUGGAGGCGGGUGGGGGAGAAUUCACUGUGGCACAUGGGGGGGACGGGGCGCAGGACCGAGAUUAUGGACCGGCGCAAAUGGGGGCGGAGGGGCAAGUUGCACCUAAGAGCCAAGCGGUGGCGGCAAACGGUGCUGUGGCGCAAGCGGGUGCGGGGGACCGCGCGCGGACAGAGCGCCUAGACGCGCCUGUGGGGAAGACUGCGGAAGCAGCGGGGCAGGCGGAACUCCAGGGGGGGCUGGGAGCGGGAGUCGGGGGAGAUGCGCGGGAGGAAGGCAAGGCGGAGACUGCAGGGCCAGAAGCAAGGGCUGAGGUUGCUACAGGCUCUACAGAUACUACGAACGCUACAGAUGUCGCCACAGUGGUUGCCAAGUCAGCAGCAACGAGUAAUGGCUCUGACGCAGCUACGGCUGUCGCCUCCGCCACAGGCGGUGCUACAUCCGGUGCUACAGCACAACCGUCUGCCUUCGGACACGUGGCGGGCGGGGUGAGUGCGCUGCAGGCGGAGGAGGAAGCGCGGGCGCGCGUGGGCGAGGAGAAGCAGCAGGGGAAGAAGGGGGAGGGUGCGGAGGGUGCAGCGGGAGGGGAGGGUGAUGUGCUUGAUGAUGCCAUGGCUGAUGCCUAUCGGCCUUGCAUUGAGGCCAGCAAGCUAGCAGAUAUGGCCGCCCAGACUGCUUGGCCGUAUCUCGCCCUCUUAGGUGUGCGUCCCGGCUUCACACGUCAGCAAGAGGCGCUCUUGCGUGGCUUGUGGGCGGCGAAAAUGACGGGAUCUGUGCUGCUGCUGCCGCCCUUUUUCCUCAGCUUCGAUUCGGGCGACAUGAAGCAGACGAAGCUGCAGCAGUACCUCGAUACAGACAGACUCAUUACUCAUAUGUACUGCUCUUCCAAGUCCUGGGCGGUGCCCCAGCUACCUCCGUCCAUCCUCUCCUCACUGCCCCCGAACGCCACCGGUGCCAACAUGCCUGCGCUGGUUCAAGCGCUGGGACCCAAGGCCCAACGCAUCCCACCUAAAGUAGUUGCUGCACUCAGUAGUGCUGACGGUGGUGGGAGCGGUGAUGGUGCUGCUGUCAUUGCGGCUUGGAGAGAGAAGACGAGUGAGGAGGCCACUGCUGGGAGGCUCAAUCUCCUGCUCCUAGACGCCGACACUGACAUCCCCUUCACAUCCCGCGAGCAGCAGCGCCUGCGCCGCAACGGGCUGGCGGCCAUGCGCCCGUCCGCCUCCAUCGCGUCUGUCUCCUCCCUCCUGCUCCACCUCAUCCGCAAGACACACGAGGCGCAGUUCGGCGAGCUCGUCGGCUUCUCCUUUGCUGUAGUGCACAUCAACCCAGACUCCCUUGAAGAUGCCUCUGCCGUCCCUGUCCCUGUUGCUGCUCCCGGACUUCUUGCGAAUAACAGCAACAGCACUGGCAGCACCCUCAGCACCAGCAGCAGCACAGACCGCUUCCUGUCGGUGCUGCUAUCUGUGCUCAACCCUGCGCACACGCUGCUCUACGUGACCAUCGGCGACACGCCCCAGAGCGCCGCUAUUCUCGCGCGCCUCAAAUCCGCGUCCUUCCACACUACUACCCGUGACGCGCUCCUGCGCUCGGACCGCUCAGCUGCCGGCACCGACGCGCGGCGAUUCCUGUCCAACCUCCACCCCGAGCACGAGAUGCAAGCAGCGGUGGAGCAGGCCGUGGCCCGGGAAGCUGCGGUGUUCUUUGGCCCGGCGGAGUCGUCGUUCUCGUCGCUGGUGUUUGAGCUCCGGUGCUUCACAACAACGGCAAAGGGGGAGGGGGCGGGGGCGGCGAUGCGCGCAACUGUGUUCUAUGACGUGGGGCCCACGGCUGUGCCUUGCCGUGCGUGAUGAUGAUGGCAUGUGAGGAACGGGAAGAGAAUGAGCAAUGGUGGCUGUUUGGGAUGUAGAUUUGGAUUGGAGACAUCUCGAAUCCGUGUGUGAUGACAUGCGAGGCAUGGGAAUGGGAAAAGAACGAACAACGGUGGUGGUGUGGUUGGUUAGCCUGGGGUUGUACUAUGGAGGAGUAGAUGGGAGAGUGAUGGGAGGGAGAGGGAUGGGAGGAGGGGGAAUGGGACUGGGUGAUGGGAGAGCCUUUGAGAAUGGUUCUUGGGUAGGUGCUAUGCUCAAUACUCAAUGUUUGAACUUGUGCCACCUUAUAUAGGUCCAGGCCCUAAGAUUGGUUUUUGGGCACGCUGAUUGAUCAUCCUAGCCACGCGGACUUAGGCUGAUUUGUCAGCCCCCCCCUUUGUCGAAAAGCUGAUUUUGUCGGCUUAUAAUAUUUUUUUUGUCUGAAAAUUACAGCCUUGA